UCGCUGCGUGCCUGGUGUUGGGGUCGGUCCACCGGGCGGGCGGAGCGGUACACGCGGGGUUGGCGAGUCCCGGCGCUGGAAGUAGUUCCGGGUGUAGGCCGAGCCUGGUUCGGAGACGGACGGAGACUGGGAACGGGGGAGUGUGAGCAGGAACGGCACGGUGAGCGGCUCCAGCACCCCACCAUCAAACAACAGCAGCGGCGGGGGGAGGGGAGGGCGGACAGAGAGGAGGAGAAACCGGGCCUCCACCUCCUCCCCAGAGCGACGCUCGGAGGCCAAGCGGCAGCGGUGGGAGAGGAAUAAGCCCACUUCCUCCAAUCAAGUGAAUCAAGUGACUAGGAAUUUCCUGCAGUGUGGCUUAUCUUUUGGGAGUGAAACAACUUUUGUGUGGAUUACAAACUUUAUUGAUACCUGGUGGAGGAGUGAUUGAACACAAUGACGUCAGAGCUGGAGAGCAGCCUGACGUCCAUGGAUUGGCUGCCACAGUUGACAAUGAGGGCUGCCAUUCAGAAAGCAGAUGCUGCCCAGAAUGUGGCUGGUGGUGGGAUUGCAAAGAAAACCCCACUUCUGGACCCAAACACUACCCUGGACCAGGAUGCACAAAACAAAGAUGGGAAACCACCAUACAGUUAUGCCAGCCUCAUUACGUUUGCUAUCAACAGCUCUCCGAAAAAGAAGAUGACGCUCAGUGAGAUUUAUCAGUGGAUAUGUGACAACUUUCCGUAUUAUAGAGAAGCUGGCAGUGGCUGGAAGAACUCCAUUCGACACAAUUUAUCAUUAAAUAAAUGUUUCCUGAAAGUGCCUCGGUCCAAGGAUGAUCCAGGCAAGGGUUCAUACUGGGCCAUUGACACUAAUCCAAAGGAGGAUACACUGCCCACACGGCCAAAAAAGAGGCCGCGAUCAGGAGAAAGGGCCUCAACACCUUACAGCCUGGAUUCCGAGCCUUUAGGAAUGGACUGCAUCAUCUCUGGAAGUGCCUCUCCAACCUUGGCAAUUAACACUGUGACUAACAAAGUAACACUAUAUAAUCCGGAUCAGGAUGGAAGUGAUAGCCCUCGCAGCAGCCUUAACAACAGCCUGUCUGAUGCAAGUCUAGCCUCUGUCAACCUGAAUAAUGUUGGCUCUGUCCACAAUUACGCACAGGUGACAAACCGGGUUGAUUCAGUUCCCCAGAGUCUAACACCACAGCAACAGCAAUACAACAUCCCUGAGAGGGACACAAAGCCACCCUUCUCAGAAUACAACUUUGAAGAUCUGAGUGCCUCCUUCCGUAGCCUUUAUAAAUCAGUCUUUGAGCAGUCCCUCAGCCAGCAGGGAAUGAUUAAUCUGCCUUCUGAGGCAUCGCAGCCAACCCACACAUCCUGUUCCUACCAGCAUUCUCCCAGCAGUACUGUCAGCACCCAUCCGCACAGCGGACAGAACAGUCUGGCCAACAGCCACGCCAGCAGCCUCGGAGGCGGUGGGGGAGGGACACAAGUGCAACUGGCACAACAUCAGAUCCACGCACAACACACUCACCACCAGCACCAUCAGCACCAACAUCCGCAGCACCAGCCAAACCAGCAACACCAUCAGCAGCAGCACCACCAUCACCAACAGCAGCACAUGGCCUGCAAUAUCGGCAUUCCUUCUGAUUGGUGCAUGAAUCUGGACACUCUGAAGGAGAGUUUCCGUAUUGCUAGCAGUUUCAACUGGUCUGAUGUGGAUCUCUCCCAGUUUCAAGGUCUGAUGGAGAGUAUGAAACAGGCGGAUCUCAAUAACUGGUCACUCGAUCCUGUUCAGUUUGCGGACUUGUGCUCUUCCCUAAACCAGUUCUUCACACAAACUGGUCUGAUCCAGUCACAAGGGAACAUGCAGCCCUCGGUUUGUCACAGCACAAUGCAUUCGCAGAAACCAAACCAGCACAUCAGUACAGGAAGCUUGUACAUUGACUCCAGACAAAACCUUCCUGCUUCAAUGAUGGGACCCCCUGGGUACCCCCAUCUCCCACCUCUCAGUACCCCAGGACCAGCCAUGACAGCAGGGCACCAUGCAGGAAUGAACCAGCAGCACAUGAUGUCACCUUCCAGCUUCCAAAUGCACAGACCGAUGUCUCAACAUCACAACCCUGCAGAUGACAUCCAGGAUGACUUUGACUGGGAUUCCAUUGUUUAACUCUUCUUCCUAAGGACAAGUCUGUCAGAAGCUCUUCCUGUCAGUGUGACUCAGAUGUUCUUUUAGCUUCUUGCUUACUUGUGUUGGCCGAUGCUGGCCACAAUCGCUGGACUGCUGCCUGGACACAGCCCCACCGUGACUGUGCUAGAGAGCUGUACUUUUAGGGGGAGGGGGGAGAAAACACGCCUUCUGCUUGCAGUCACUACAGAAAUGUGGAAUUACCUGUCGGCCGCUCAGCAGUGGCACAAUGGUAACAAGCAAUGAAGCAUUUUCUAAUUCUGAACAUAAUUUUCUUUUGCUUUUGUUUUUUUUAAAACCGAAAGGACAUGUUGAGGGUUGGUAUCUGAGCAAUGCUCAUCUAAGUGAUGUAGUUUAGCUACGAUCUGAGAUUGCGUAGGAUGGUACUAUUUAGUGCAGUUUUUCUCUCCUGUGCGUGACUUCAUUUGGGGGAGCGUUCCAGUAAGAGGGAACAAACAUGGAUAGGGGUCAAGGAAGCUGGCUUCUAGAUGGCCUUUCCCUGGAGUAGGCCAAGAAUGCAGUCGUGAGCUGGGAGAGGCAUCUUUUACAAAAUGAGUUUCUUUUGAGACAAUUUAGUCUAUAUAUGGUGCUGCAAAAAAAAACUCAUUUUUUUUUGUUGAAAAUCCAGUUGCUGUACCAGGAUUAGUAUUGGAAUCAAUACUAGAGUACCUGGGGGAGAAUUUUCUACCGCUCCAAAGAUUGCGUUGCUACAGCUUAACUUUGGAUCCCCAGCCUUUGUGCACACAACACCAGCUUCCAAAUCUGAACUGUAGGGAUUCUUCCCAGAAAUUCUGCCUCGAUGCCUGUUAAUAAAGCUACUACAUCUCAAGAAGAUAGCACUAUAUUUGGGGUGUGCAGGUAUCAAGUACAAAGUGCUGACAUGGUAUUGGUUAGUACCCCUGAGGUAAAUGUAUUUUGGGGAUGAGAAAAGAAGCCUGUCUCUCUCAUUGAGUGGUAGUGACUGUAAUCAAGAGAAAUCUCCCAGGAUAAACAUUUAGCAAAUUCUGGUGAGUUUCAUAGUCUCCAAUUGUCUCACAUGCCAUAAUGCAAAGCAAUGGAAUAUGGAUUGCAAAAUUUGCAAGUAGUUCGAUCUUAUGAAAUAUUGACCAUUGCCUUUUGCUUAACCAAACGUUAUGUGAUCAUAGUAGGAGCUAAUCUGGUUAUUGCCUUUCUCUCUCCUUUUGGCCAUUGUGGAAAAGGCUGCAAUGCAGCAUUUCCUUUUUGUGAAGUGCUGCAGGGGAAGCAUGUUAACCAAUGCUGCAUUUGUCAGCUAUGCAUGUUUAGUGGUGGAUAAAUGAGAGUUUCAUUAUAGAAAUCCCAGUCUGCUUUUAAUACCUGUGUUGCAUCUUUUUUGAUUUUGUUUUUAAGUAAUUGACAAGGAUGGGUUUUUUAAAUAUGCACUUUCUGGAGCAGUGCCUACUUGAUUAUUCCCCCUUUUUUAAAACAAAUCAAUUCGCUCCUUCCGUUGUGCUUUCAGAUUGCUGUACUGAUGUGUGAAUGCACAACCUUUUUCAGUGUUUACAAUUUAAAUUGUGAUUCAAGUCAAACCCCUGCUUGUAAUACACUGGGGCUCCAAGGCCCCAUUCCUGAGUCAUUUGAUGGAUCUUUCCUAGCAGAGCUUCUGCUUUUACUGAUGCACAGUGUCCUCUUUCAGCUUCUCUUUCAAAUCCAGUUGCCUCAUUUGCAUAUGGGACUCGAGUUAAAUAAUUGGUUCAGUGUGUUUUUAUGCUGUUAUAUUUUGUGUGCAUUCUGAUUUAGGAUUUGAUGGUGUCAAAAUACAUAAGCUCAGUACAUUUCCAAUUGGCUUCUGUCACCAAAAGCUUCGGGGAUACACUAGUUGCAAUCUAGUAACAGAAAUCUUAUGCUAAAAAUUUGAUUUACUCAAUCUCUAUGUAUCUAAGAAGAUGGAGAACUUCUGCAAUUCACAAAUAACUUGUGCAGUAAGACCACUAAGCUAGGCCACUAAGACUUGCAUUUUUGUUUUGCUCUAAGUCAAGAUAUCAAACUGCACAUCCUCUGAUAUAUAUGAUGGAACAUGAGCCAUGAAUGCUUCCUUCAAUCUUUAGAAGAGCUAUGACUCCAUAGAAACCAUGGUGGAACAAUUCAAUUCAUAGCAUUUAAAAGCAUAUUCCAAGCUUACAAUGGUAAUGAAUUCUGAACAGAGACAAAUUUUACAGCUGUGGCCUAAAAAAGGGAUUUACAUGCAAAUUGUCUUGUCAGCUGAACCAUCCCACUCAGCAAAAUAAACCAUGCAAUUGUUUGUGCUGCUUGAGUGAGUUGCCAGGGUACUGAUUUUUUUUUUGUCUGUGCUUUCUUGCUAUUUCUAAACUCCUGUCUUAUUCCAUUUCCUAAACUCCUCCUUUGUAAUGGUUUAAAUGCUCUUUGCAUUUCUCUUCCUUGAAAACAAUCUGUGGGUUUUGUUUGUUGUACAGGGCAGUUCUGUAAGUGUUCCUUAACUCUUGCUUCAGCUCUACUGGUUUUCGCCUGCUGCUUUUCCUCUUCAAUAUUUGCUCCUGUACCAGUGACAUGAAAGGAACAUUACUGUGCAGCUCAAAAGAUUAGGUAUGAGAUUUUUAUUUGGUUAACAUAAACAAGAGGGUUAACCAAUCAGCUGUCACUCAAUAAAAUAUCCAUACAUUUUAAAUUCAGUGAGGGUUUUAACUCUACCAUAUGCCAGCUGACCAAUAGUUUGCAGUCUCUUGACUUAUACCUUGUAUAGGUCAACAAUAUGCCUUCUAUAUAAUUAGAGGGAUCAGUUGUGAUCGCUUAAAAGCUUAACUCCUCCCCAUUUGACUACAGAAUUAGCAGUAAUAGGAAGGCAAACUAGAAUGCUAGAAAUGCACAGCAAAUUCAUCAGAAUCUAAAAGAAAAAUAAGUUCAUGUUCCAAUUGUGAUCUUUUAUCAGAUUCCUGAUGAAACUUCUCUUUCUAAAACUGAUCUCACUCUGAUGGAUGAUCUGCUUGACCAGUCUUUGUUUCAUAUGCUGACCCUUCACAGUGUAGUUAAGAUAUCAUUGCUUUUUACUUAAUUCCUACACUAAUACUUGAUUAACUAAACCAAGUAGUUUGAUUAUUAAACACAUCGUGAAAAUUACAUUUCCUUGAGCUCAUGCAGCGUCAUGGGUGAAUUGGUUUAUCCUUAGUUGUGUCUUGAACUGCUUCUGAAAGUGCUGUUUAAUAUAAGUAUAUUUCCAUUGCUACAGAAGCCCACUAGUACCUUAUCCAAUUGGGCACCACCUCUGAAUCAAGACAGAAAGCUGGCAGGCUACAUUCUGUUGAGGGCCAUCACAGCUGACUGAUAAUUCCCCUCUCAACAUCUCCCCACUGCACGCAUACAUGCACUUUGCUACAGAGGUUACUGGAUAAUGAUCAGGUGCAGAAAUCUGAUUUUUCUUUUCCUAGCCUCGGGACAAAGAGCAGUUGUAGCAUCUCGAUUGCUCCCCCAGAAAGAUCAGCUUAGACUUUCAUGGGGCAGGGAGGUGCAGGAAUAGUGUUAAACUGAGCCAUUUUUCAAGUACAACUGCAACACAGUAUCCAAAAAAUAGCAUUUGAGCCCCAAAUGGAUUUGUGCUUGUAUUUUAGUUCCUUGGGAAGGUUACGGAGAUUUCAGUGAAGGGUUAAAACAGAGUAUAAGAUGAUACUGCUAGAGUAAACUGUGUAGAUUCCACUGUAGUAUGGUAAGAUAAU
Chiloscyllium plagiosum (whitespotted bambooshark) is the source of this 5858-nucleotide messenger RNA. It is a transcript of the gene foxj3, whose product is annotated as forkhead box J3. The record is from RefSeq and is a predicted model, not a curated record. Gene Ontology annotation, cellular component: nucleus. Gene Ontology annotation, biological process: regulation of transcription by RNA polymerase II. Lineage: Eukaryota; Metazoa; Chordata; Chondrichthyes; Orectolobiformes; Hemiscylliidae. Gene Ontology annotation, molecular function: DNA-binding transcription factor activity, RNA polymerase II-specific; RNA polymerase II cis-regulatory region sequence-specific DNA binding.